This is a messenger RNA of Aspergillus pseudotamarii, 1560 nucleotides long. Its product is annotated as cytochrome P450. The record is from RefSeq and is a predicted model, not a curated record. Gene Ontology annotation, molecular function: oxidoreductase activity, acting on paired donors, with incorporation or reduction of molecular oxygen; monooxygenase activity; iron ion binding. NCBI's taxonomy places the organism in Eukaryota, Fungi, Ascomycota, Eurotiomycetes, Eurotiales, Aspergillaceae. The coding region runs from base 1 to 1560 and encodes 519 amino acids. The transcript has 5 exons.
AUGAUCUUACUCUUGUCCAUUAGUCUUUUGGCCGUUGCCUACCUUCUCUCGCUUAUCGUGUAUCGGAUCUAUUUUCACCCAUUGUCCAAGAUUCCUGGGCCAUUACUACCAAGGAUAACUGAUUGGUACGCCGCCUGGCUGGUAUGGAGAGGUACUUCACAUACUGCAAUUUGGAAAGGACAUCAGAGAUAUGGCAAUGUUGGCAGAUGCGGCCCUAAUUCAGUAUCCGUGUGCUCUCAAACGGGGCUGAUGGAAAUAUAUUCAACAAAGGCCAACGUUUGUAAGAUUGACUCUUAUGUGGUAAUGAGUGUGAGCAGCCAUGCGCCCAAUACAUUCAGCUGCAUAGAUAAGAAGACACAUGCAUUCAAGCGGAGGAUCCUUUUCCAAGCCUUUACAGAUAAUGCGUUGAAUGGAGUGCAGAAUCAAAUUUUAUCCCACAUAAGUGACUUUUGUGCCAUGCUGAAUCCUCCCUCCGAUAGGGCAGGACCGAGCUUAGACUGGGGGCCCAGUGUGGACAUCGCACCUCUAUGUGACUAUCUUGCAUUUGAUGUCAUUAGCGACCUGAGCUAUGGGCGAAGCUUUGGCAUGCUAAAAAGCGAUAGAUAUCGCUAUAUACCACAAUUAACCAAAACGCUAGCUCGCCGGAAUGCUACGUGUAUGUCCCAACCAAAGGUGUGGCGCUAUAAGCUUGAUCGUUUGUUCUUCGCCGGCUUCAUCAGCGCAUUAAAGGAUUUUAGUCGUUGGAUUCGUCACCAGGGGAAGGAAAGGGCUCGUCUAGGGAACAGUGGCCCCCGAAAAGAUUGCUUCUACUAUUUACUCAAUGCAUUAGAUCCCAAGACUGGGCAAGGAUUUACAGAGAGGGAAUUAUGGGAUGAAUCAUUACUCUUAGUCGUUGCGGGGUCAGAUAGUGUCGCCACCAGCCUGAGUGCGGUUCUCUUUAACCUCGCGCAUAGCCAGCGGGCCCUGCAAAAGGUCACCACAGAGAUCCGUUCGUGCUUCAAACAGAAGGAAGAUAUUCGCCUGGGCCCUCAGUUAAAAUCGUGUAGCUAUCUGCAUGCAUGUAUAUCAGAGUCCUUACGCAUUUCGCCGGCAGCCUCAAACAUGGCUCCUCGCCGUGUAUUGCAGGGGGGCAUAACGGUGGACGGCUAUUACAUACCAGAAGGGACUAUAAUCGGGACACCAAUCUAUGCCCUCCACCAUAACGAGGAAUACUAUCCAAGACCAUUCAAAUAUGAGCCAGAGCGCUGGUUGGAGGAUGAAACCAAUGACGAUAGUUCAUUGACAAAUGAUGGGCUGAAGCGAGCACGGGCAGCGUUUUGCCCCUUUAGCAUUGGACCAAGAUCUUGCCUUGCUAAAAACCUGGCGUGGGCCGAGCUCACUCUUACACUUGCCCGGGUCCUGUUCUCAUAUGACAUCCGACUACCGCCUGAUCAUUGUGAGGUUGAACCGGACUGUUGCAGCUCGGUGCCUAGGGAUCAGAGCCCUGAGUAUAAGCUGCGCACAUGGAUUGUGUCCGCGCGAGAAGGGCCAUCCCUACAAUUUCGCCCCAGGAAUGAUUAA